Molecule: messenger RNA, 852 nt
Organism: Linepithema humile (Argentine ant)
Lineage: Eukaryota; Metazoa; Arthropoda; Insecta; Hymenoptera; Formicidae
Source: RefSeq, a predicted model, not a curated record
AUUGGCACAACUGCAGCGCUAUCGCUUUUAACGUGUGCACUAUGACGAAUAAAGCGAUUCUCUCGCGUCGUUGCUCGAUGUUGAUUAUCGGGGUGUAUUGCAUGGCCGUUGUGGUUUACAUCUCUGUCAUCAUGGAAUUUAAUAGCAUUGUUUCCGACGAGCUCGGAAAAGAAGGGCAGCAGCUCUUUCUUAAGAUGAAGUUCCCCUUCGUUUACGAAUUCUCUCCUGUUUACGAAAUCGUUAUGUUCGUUCAGUUUGUUCAACUGUUAGGACACGCCUUGGUGAUUGGGAUGCUAGACGCGCUGAUCGUCACGCUGUCGAUCGAUGGAAAUCAGGGAUUCAUUAUGCUGUUGAAGUCUCUGUUCUUUUACACUGCUAUUACUUUGGAAGCAUUCAUCUUUUGCUUUGCUGGCGAAUAUCUUAGUAAUAAGAGUAAAUCGAUCGCGAAUGCAGCUUACGAGGCUUUUUGGUACAACGCGGAACCCAGCAAAAGUCGAAAUUUAUUGAUUUUAAUGUUGAGAUCACAGAAACGAUUGACUUUAACAAUCGGUAAAUUUAACGAUCUGUCCUUACAAGUUUUUGCGAGUGUAAGAUAUUAAAUAACUGUAAUUUUUAGAUGUAGAAUAUAUAUUCGUAUCGAUAUAUAACAAUAUUGUGUUUCAGAUUUUAAGAGCUUCGGCAUCUUACGUGUCAGUGCUGCUUGCAAUGUCUUAAUCAGCAAAAAAGAUUGACAGUUGCAAAAUUCGCUUAUUAACAUAUUUUAUACGUAUAAGUCACACAUAUGAAUAUUUUAUUUUCAUUCUAUUUCACACACAUUCCGAUUUUUUUUUCUUUCUUUAUAAAUUUCGAGAA